CUACUUACAUUCACACACACUAACACAACAACCACCUGGAACACAAUGUACACCGUCGCGACGGUAUUCUCAUUGGUAGCUGCGAUACUCUCGGUAUCGGCGCAGCAAUACCAGCAACCGGGUGCCAACUACGUCGACGAUUACUCAGCCUACGAGUCCCCGAGACCGGCUCAUCCGACACCUCGAAGCUACGCCGCUGAUGCAGUGCCGAACCGGCAAUCGGCAGGACCGACCACCCCCAAGCCCACCCCAGUCGCCAUCCUCAAGCAGAUCAACAGGCACAACGAGGACGGAUCGUACACGUACGGCUUCGAGGGCGCGGAUGGCUCCUUCAAGAUCGAAACGAAACUACCGACCGGAGAGGUGAAGGGCAAGUACGGAUUCGUGGACGACACUGGGAAGGUACGAGUGGUCGAGUACGGAGCGAAUCAAUACGGCUUCCAACCGGCUGGAGAGGGUAUCACGGUCGCGCCGCCGACUCUGGUAGACGAGACCACCAGCAAGGAAGCUCUGCAAGCACAGAGCUACCAGGAAGAGUACCAGCAGCCAGCAGCCAGACAACCGCUCAGAGCUGCCCCUGCGCCUGCGCCGCGACCAGCACCCCUUCAGCAGCAGCUGCAGUACGAGCAGCCGGCUUAUCAGCAGCCACAGAGUCACACCCAGGCUGUCUACACGCCCCAGUUAGCGCCUAGACAGUCCAGCCUCUCUAAACCACCUAUCUUCACGCCAGCUGGUCCCCAGCACGGAAUCCCUAAACAAAGUCCCAUCCUCCAGUCCGCAGACGAAUCGGUGCCUCCGUCCCAGUUGUACAAUCAGGGUCCAGCUCAAUUUGGUCCAGCUCCCGUUCAGGAACACAGAUCCCAGCCACAGCCUCGUAGUCAGAGCGGUGGUAUCCUGGACCAGUUAGCCAGGGACUACGCUCUGCCACAGGGCGUAGCACCGCCGUUGCACGACAUCAGCUUCGGUUACUACUAG
Molecule: messenger RNA, 975 nt
Organism: Eufriesea mexicana
Lineage: Eukaryota; Metazoa; Arthropoda; Insecta; Hymenoptera; Apidae
Gene: Cpr97Ea
Product: cuticular protein 97Ea
Exons: 2
Coding region: 46-975 (309 amino acids)
Cellular component (GO): chitin-based extracellular matrix
Molecular function (GO): structural constituent of chitin-based larval cuticle
Source: RefSeq, a predicted model, not a curated record